AUGCCGGCGGAGCGGCCGGAGCAGUGGCGCGCCGUCGCGAAGAUCGUCGCGGCGUCGCUGCUCUUCGCCGUCGCGCUGGCGCGCGCCGUCGCCUUCCGGCCGGCGGAGCCGCGGGACCUGGGCCUCGCCGUGGCGCCGCGGCCCGUCGGCGGCCUCGCCCGGGGCCCGCGGCCGCCCGACGACUUCCGCGCCUACUUUAGCGAGGCCGAGAUCCUCGACGCCGCGACGACGGCCUGCGUCGCCCACAACGGCACCUGGUUCGCGCGCCGCGAGCGCGGCAUCCUCGCGCUCAAGGACGACCGCCAGGGCGACUACUGCGAGGUCCAGGGCCCCUUCCGCGGCUACAAGCACUGCCCCGUGCCGUGCCAGCGCGCGGCGGCCGACGACCGCGGGCGGCACUGCCUCGCGGGCGGCGGCACGAAGACGUGCAAGGCGGCGGCGGACCCGCGGCACCUGCCCAAGCCGCCGGGCCCGGGGUCCUACGACGUCGAGGUGUUCAUUCGUACGUACCGGCGCGACCUCCUGGGCGGCGUGCUGCUGUACACGCUCGAGUCCGUCGCGCGCUACGGCGGCACGGUCGUCCGGGGCGCGAGCCUCUGCUACCCCGCCGAGGACGAUGCCCUUUUCGCCGCGCUGCCGGCCAAGUUCCCGACGCUGGCGAUCCGCCUGAGCCCCGUCGACGCGGAGCCCGGGAGGCCGCUCUUCCACGACUACGUCCACGCGGACCUCCACACGUCGGCGCCCUACGUCAUGCACCUGGACGGGGACAUGCUCCUCUACCACGAGCUCAGCGCCGGCGAGCUCUUCGACGCCGAGGCGUCGCGGCCGUUUUUUCGGGUCGCGCCGUGGGCCGACUUCCCGGACCGCGUCCGCGAGGCGAACAAGCCGGCCAUGGACUGGCUCGGCGUCGACGCGCUCGAGUACACGCUCCUGGGGCGCAUGGUCUAUCCGCGGGAGAUCUACGCUUGGAUGCGCGCGCGCAUCCGCAAGGUGCACAAGCCCCUGUCGCUCGCGAAGGCGCUCCGGAGGCGCGGGCCCAUGGACAACUACAGCCCCUUCGGCGCGCUCCUCCUCUACGUCCACCCGGACGCCGUCACCGUCGUGCGCCACCACCUCCGGAACCCCUACCUCCAGAUCGACGGCCGCAAGAUGACGGGCGAGUGGGUCAACGUCGUCGCAGUCGUCGCCGAAGCCGCGCGGGCGAAGAAGGAGGCCGUCGUCGAGGGCGAGCCGACGAUCGUCGCGCUGGCCAAGGCCAUGCCCGCGUCGCACGCCGCGGCGUUCAUCGCGGGCUGCGUGUUCACGCUUAUCUGCGUCGGCUGCAUGAACAUGAAGCUCCUGGACUCGGACCCCUACUGCUUCGGCGACGGCGCGCCGCCCGCGUCGCCGCGCGUCGAGGCGCGCAAGAUGGGCGAGUGCGAGGCCAACUCCGUGCACCUGUCAAAGCGGGAGAAGUUCCUCGCCGAGCAGGGCAAGAAGGCGUGAGCGCCGCCGUUCGAUAGGAGCUAAGGCCUCGACG
Messenger RNA from Aureococcus anophagefferens, 1519 nucleotides. RefSeq lists its product as hypothetical. NCBI's taxonomy places the organism in Eukaryota, Pelagophyceae, Pelagomonadales, Pelagomonadaceae. The transcript has 4 exons. The coding region runs from base 1 to 1485 and encodes 494 amino acids. The record is from RefSeq and is a predicted model, not a curated record.